Eufriesea mexicana is the source of this 2437-nucleotide messenger RNA. RefSeq lists its product as uncharacterized. Lineage: Eukaryota; Metazoa; Arthropoda; Insecta; Hymenoptera; Apidae. The coding region runs from base 608 to 2326 and encodes 572 amino acids. The transcript is spliced from 14 exons. The record is from RefSeq and is a predicted model, not a curated record. Gene Ontology annotation, biological process: autophagosome-lysosome fusion.
UUCGAUCCUCGUCGCUCCGAGCCGCGCCAGUGACGAGAUGUAACGCGCCCGACGUCGUUCGCACACGAACACACGGCAGUCUAGAAACGUGGUGCGACUCCGUUCACCCUGUACACGCGUGUUGGCUCGCCAACUAUUUCCCGUGGUGAGACGAAACCCUGGAUUCCGAGGCAUCUCGAUAGUUCAUCGCGGAGGUGUAGUGUGUGUUACGACGGAUCCUUUCUAUUUUCUUUUCUUUUUUCUUUUGCCGUGUUUUUUACAUUGGUGACCAGGACAUCGAUACGACUCCCCAGAAUCGUGUGGUGCAGUCGACAAGGCGACCAGCAGUUAGAAAGACAGGAUAGAAUGGUGUGUUAUGGAUCCUUGUGCACUGCAGCAGUCUAUCGUAAUUUCUAAAUCGCAGCUGGCUAGAACGCUUCAAAACAGAAGAAACCAAUGAGCGCUGACCUUUCUGGAACACGUGACCUAACCUCAAAUAUGUUCGCCUGGACGAGCGACUAACCAUCCUGCGAAAAUAGUUCGCUGGUGUGAGUGUACAAUGCGGUGAUUUCAGGGAGGACAGGACAUCUGGAGAAAACUAGAGUGCAGUGCUACAAGUGAUUCGAAGAUGAAGUGGCCAUUAGUGCUGACUUGCUUUCUGCUGCCGCAUUCGUGCAUCCUCGGUGCAUCGCAUGCCGGUUGCGAGUUUCCGGCGCAGUGGAACGGCCACUGGUUUCAAUCGGGGUAUCAGGGGUUGGUGACGGUGAACGGCUCCAUGAUGACCAGCAAGGGCCACUGCAUCGAGACCGAAGGCGACAAGUUCCUCAUUCAGGACACGGAAGAAAAUUGUUACCGCUGUAUCGUCAUGCUGAUGAAACAUCCGAAUGUUCUACAGUAUAAAGAAACCUAUUGCACAGAGUCGCCGAAGCCAACUCUGUCCUCUAUAUGCAAGGAGUUGACCAGCGACACCAUACUUGUUUCGUUGUUCCGCACGGGGGCAGCACCGAUGCCCUGCCCCUUCAAGGGGCCUUUAGAAUUCACGUACAGCCACGGGGACAAAGAAUGUAAAUCGCCUUUGUCCGCGGCAGAAACUUGCACUCAGGAGUCACGACUGCUUCUACGCUAUCAGGCGUGUCCUAAUGUCCUCACUUCUGAAAGUGUUGACGUGGCGUUGGAAUGCCUGGCUACGUGGAAGGAGGGAAGCACUCACAACCUGGUGGCAAGGUUACACGAUCCACGAAAAACUAGCGACGAGGACAGCUAUAGAUGCUUCAUCUAUGAACAAACUUCGAACAAUUCGUGGAAUUUGGCGCAAAGUGCGGAUGCUUCUUGCACGGGUUUGAUCAGCGUUAAAGAGGCAGCCAAGACGUUCAAAAUGAAACCGAAAAACACGACUGAACGUUGCUCGUAUCCAUCUUGGGUGGUGGACAAUAAGUUAUGGGUAGCCCUGGAUCCGAUAGCGUCUCGACUGCUAGCGUCACCUUACAACCUGACGAUUCUUAAUCAAAAUGAGACUCGUCUCGUGUGUCACUCUCAGGUCCCCAUUAACGACCGUCAUUAUUAUCCUGAUAGGGAGAACCAGGUGCAGUACGUUGCGAAGGCUACGCUUGAUUGUAACAAAGGUUACGUGUGCCUGAUGUUCCACCGAAGGGAUAACCACAUAAUAGAGAUGCAACUGUCGGACUGGAGCCAGCAGCCCGACGACGUGUGCAACUCGAGUACGUUCAACUCCCACUCGACGCCGUACACGACGUUCAUUACCUCAGACCCGAUCACUAGACAGUGUCCUAACCUUGGACGCUAUGAAAUCGUGUCCGUCCUGCAUUCUCACAAUGGCCAUAACGCAAAGGACAUAUUGAGCGUGGACAACGAGCAGAAUAUGGCAAAUGCCGCCGAGGUUCAAGACGUCAGGGUUACGUCGACACUUUAUCCAGGACGGUGUCGUUAUGGGAGUGUCCGACGAUUGGAUAUCGGUUGCAAGACACCGGAUCGCAUGGAGUUUGCCACAUCUUGCAGCGACGAGACACCAUCGGAAUAUUGGUGCCAUGGGACUUGGAUCGAAAAUGACACAGCAUACUUAGUCGCGAGCACCGACGUGGGACGAUACUGUCUCGUUUACAGUGCAUCCGCCGCGGCAACAGGAAGUCGUGAGCUCUCAGUAACGGGCCAUCUUGCUUCCUGUCCGAGGGCCUCACAUCGUCAUCUAGUAUCGUGGCAGGUCAACCUCACGUCGUACGCGCAAUGCGGCGACAUCUCGACGGCCACGUCGUGGACCUUCCGGAUUUCCGCCUCGGUAUACAUCCUGGUGGUGCUGGGCACCCUAUUCGGCAGGUACAUCGCGAGGUGAUACCAUUGAGUGAAGAAACUAGGCCACGGGACGGCCGUGUAGUCAGCUACACAAACUCAAGUCGUCAGCACAGCAACUACAAACAAAAGAAGUCUUUAUAUAAAUAUAAAU